Molecule: messenger RNA, 1513 nt
Organism: Contarinia nasturtii (swede midge)
Lineage: Eukaryota; Metazoa; Arthropoda; Insecta; Diptera; Cecidomyiidae
Product: leucine-rich repeat-containing protein 15
Exons: 3
Coding region: 157-1329 (390 amino acids)
Cellular component (GO): membrane
Molecular function (GO): protein binding
Source: RefSeq, a predicted model, not a curated record
CAGCCAAGAACCAGUCAUCGAGUUUACCUACACGAAGCACCCACUUGAUCCAUUUAGAUUUUAAUUAUUCAGUACCAAAAUAUUUUUGAAAAUAUAUGUUUAUCUACCAAGUGAGAAUACUUUUACAAUAGCUCAGUUCAACUUGAGAUCUGUGAAAUGUCUUUGAAUCACUUAAUUAAGAUUAUAGUUCUAUUUAAAAUAGUAACUAUGUCUGACGGAAGCUGCGGUGUGGCGUUCAAGGGAAAGUGCUGGUGUGGUGUAACUGAAUAUGAUCGAAUGCAACAAUAUGUUGUUAAUUGCACAAAUCAAGGCUUCUCAAACACAUCGGUUCUAGAGCAUAUGCCAAAAGACGUGGAAGUUUUGAUAUUUACGGGGAAUUUCCUUUCCAAAUUGACUUGGAACAUAUUCGGUCGCAUAAAUGAGUAUCCCAAAUUGAAGAUCAUUGAUAUGUCAAACAAUCAUAUACGUGAAAUCCGUGGUAAAACAUAUCAUCACGUGCAGCAAGUCGAGCGCUUAAUUCUUAACCACAAUAAUUUGAGCAUAUCAUCCAAUGAAGAUGAAGUAAAUCAUUUACACCCACGAAUUUUUUCGAAUUUUAUCAACCUGAGAGCGUUACAUUUAACAAAUGCAUUCUCGGAUUACUCUUCACCAGAGCUCAGUCAAGAUUUGCAUGCCAUUUUUGUGAAGAGCAAUUUGACAAAUCUUCAAAAGCUUCACUUGGAACAAAACGAAAUUAGUCGUUUCAAAGAUCGGAAUGUAUUUUGUGACUUGCCACAGUUGGAGGACCUUCAUCUUGGCGAUAAUAAUUUAAGAGAGUUGAAUUUCAAUGUGAUGUGUUUGCAUCAUCUGCGAUUUCUGGAUUUGGAACGUAAUCGAUUUGAAUACGUUAAGAAACGUGACAUUGAAGCAUUAGAGAUGCUUGAAGCUUCAAGUGGCCGCACCGAACGAUUAAUUUUGGAUUUCAGUAUGAAUCCGUUUGCAUGUGAUUGUACUAUAUUUGAUUUGGUCAAUUGGCUACAUUCAACAAAUAUAACAGUAAGAUAUAAAGAAAGAUUGAUGUGCAACCGAAUCGAAGAUCAUGCUGAACGUAUCAAUUCUUUGGAUUUUAAAAAGUGCAGCGUCAAAUUACAAAAUACAAGUGGUGGACAUCAAGUGUUUUUAGUGUUCUUUUUAGUUGUUCUCAUUUUUGUUUUAGUCGGUUUGAUCGGUGCCAUUUUGUAUGUGAGCAAAGAUCGAAUCAAAUAUCUUGUCCCGCCAGUUGUGUCAUCGAGAAAAGUUCAUUAUACAUCAAUCCAAGAUGACGAAGUUGCUCAAGAGGUUCAUGUUUAACAGCAACACAUUCUCACACAUACAUGUUUUUCGAACAUAAAUUCAUAAGGAUCAUAUCAGUGAAUCCGUAAUGUGCCAAAAUUUCUUACACAAAAAUCAAUCAUAUACAUUUCUAACGUUAUAAAAAAAAAACUUCGCAAUUGAUGUUUUGUUUUCAUUUAUACAAGAUUGUUGAACUUUGUAC